Messenger RNA from Salarias fasciatus (jewelled blenny), 2378 nucleotides. It is a transcript of the gene hal, whose product is annotated as histidine ammonia-lyase. Gene Ontology annotation, cellular component: cytoplasm. Gene Ontology annotation, molecular function: histidine ammonia-lyase activity. The coding region runs from base 45 to 2009 and encodes 654 amino acids. The transcript is spliced from 20 exons. Gene Ontology annotation, biological process: L-histidine catabolic process. The record is from RefSeq and is a predicted model, not a curated record. NCBI's taxonomy places the organism in Eukaryota, Metazoa, Chordata, Actinopteri, Blenniiformes, Blenniidae.
GCGGCGCGCCGGGCUCACUGCAGCCGAGCCCCGCAGCGCGCGCGAUGCCUCGAUUCACCGUCCACAUCCGAGACGAGUGGCUGGCGGUGCCCUGCCGGGACGCCUCCUAUCCCAUCCGGUGGCUCGGGGAGCAGGCGCUCAAACGCUACGUGAAGAACAAGCCCGACAAUGGCGGCAUCGAGGCCGUGGAGGAGACGCGGUUCGUGGUGCGCCGGUGUCAGGGUUUGGGUUUGCUGGACGUGGACGACACCAUAGAGGAUGUACUGGAGGACAAUGACUUCGUGGAGCUUGCUAUUGAAGGGGACACCAUGUCUCCUGAUUUCAUCCCGUGUGAGCCUGGAGUCUCUCACCUCACAGCAGCAUACAAAGAACCUGGACAAAUUCUUUUCAUGGAUGGAAACAACUUGACUUCUGCAGAUCUGGUAAACUUAGGGAAAGGGGUCUACAAGAUCAAGCUGACCCCGGAGGCUGAGAGGAAAGUUGUGCAAUCCAGGGAGCUUCUGGACACCAUUGUCAAAGAAAACAAAGUUGUCUAUGGAAUCACUACAGGCUUUGGGAAGUUUGCCCGAACGGUCAUUCCUGUCAGCAAGCUUAAAGAGCUCCAGGAGAACCUGGUGCGGUCACACUCAGCGGGUGUGGGAAACCCGCUCAGCCCUGAGAGGACUCGUAUGCUGCUCGCUCUGAGGAUCAAUGUUCUGGCCAAAGGGCACAGCGGUGUUUCUCUGGAAACUCUGCAUGCCAUGAUCGAGGCUUUCAACGCGUCUUGCCUGUCAUUCGUCCCCGAGAAGGGAACGGUGGGUGCCAGUGGAGACCUGGCCCCUCUCUCUCACCUGGCUCUGGGACUGAUGGGGGAGGGCAAGAUGUGGUCUCCUAAGAGCGGCUGGGCCGACGCCAAAUACGUCCUGGAGGCCCAUGGACUGAAGCCAAUAGUUCUGAAGCCUAAAGAGGGUCUUGCUCUGAUCAAUGGAACCCAGAUGAUCACCUCUCUGGGUGCAGAGGCCGUGGAGCGAGCCCUGGCCAUCGCUCAGCAGGCAGACAUCAUCGCCGCUCUCACCCUGGACCUGCUGAAGGGAACCACCAAGGCCUUUGACAGCGACAUCCAUGCGCUGCGACCCCACGCAGGACAGGUGGAGGUGGCCCUUCGUUUCCGGUCUCUGCUGGAUUCCGAUCACCACCCGUCCCAGAUUGCAGAGAGCCACAGGUUCUGUGACAGAGUGCAGGAUGCCUACACUUUGCGGUGCUGUCCUCAGGUUCAUGGGAUUGCCAACGACACGAUCAAAUUUGUGCAGAACAUCAUCAAUACAGAAAUCAAUAGUGCCACUGAUAACCCCAUGGUUUUUGCAGAAAGAGGUGAGACGAUUUCCGGCGGGAAUUUUCAUGGCGAGUACCCGGCGAAGGCUCUGGACUUUUUAGCCAUUGCAGUCCACGAGCUGGCCUCUAUCAGCGAAAGGAGGAUUGAGAGACUGUGCAACCCCGCCCUGAGCGAGCUGCCUGCCUUCCUCGUCAACGAGGGGGGGCUCAACUCGGGAUUCAUGAUCGCUCACUGUACUGCUGCAGCUUUAGUUUCAGAAAAUAAAGUUUUGUGUCACCCGUCGUCUGUGGACUCCUUGUCCACCAGCGCCGCCACAGAGGACCACGUGUCUAUGGGGGGCUGGGCAGCCAGGAAGGCCUUGAGGGUCAUAGAGCACGUGGAGCAAGUGCUGGCCAUAGAGCUGCUGGCCGCCUGUCAGGGUAUCGAGUUCCUCCGCCCACUGCGCACCACCACUCCAUUGGAGAAGGUCUAUGAACUCGUGCGCAGCGUGGUCAGACCGUGGAUCAAAGACAGAUUCAUGUCUCCGGAUAUUGAAGCUGUCCACCGUCUCCUGCUUGACAAGAAGGUGUGGAGCGUAGCCAAACCUUACAUUGACAAGUAUCAGACGGAGUACAUACCCGAGUCUCGCCCCGUCUCCCCCACCGCCUUUUCCCUGGACCCGCCUGCAUCGCCCAGGAAGCGCCUCCGUCACGAAUGAAAACCGAAACUACGUUUUUUUUAUUUGUUUUCUUAACCAAAAUUAUGUGUCGCUGCGUGGAAAUGGGCUGAAAUGGUUAAAAAUGAAAGACUGAGCAGAGGUUAGAAUGACCGGUGGUAAGUUUAAUUUUUGAAAGAAACUUAGGAACUGGCUGUCCUGCAGAUGAUUGUUUGUGGUGAAUCGACAGUAAACAUUAUGUGUGUGUACUUUACCCUGUGAGUUAGUGUUGUAUUUAUCUUAACACCUGCUGUCCUCUUCAGGAUGCGCCUAAUUUAGUUGUUAUUGCCUUUGACUACCUCAGCCACGCACCAUUUUCAUAUCAAAUCUGUAGCACAAACACAAAGAGUCAUGCUUCGUUUAUGAGUAACU